GCAACGAUGGCCAUCGCGUACACCCGUAUGGGUCGAGUGCUGUGGGACUCGCGGCUCAAUGAACUCAACUGUAAUAUACAGUCAGAUGUGAUCCGAAAUAAGCAGAAAGUCGUCCGAAUGCUUAUAUGCGUGAUCACUGUAUUUGGCAUAUGUUGGCUGCCAUACCACUCAUACUUCUUGAGCACCUAUAUCUGGCCCGAUAUCAUCAAAACCAAACAAAUCAAACACAUCUAUCUAUUUAUAUACUGGUUAGCGAUGGCUAACUCUCUCUUCAACCCAAUUAUAUUGUUUGUUAUGAACAAAAGGUUCCGGAAUUGUAUCAAUUAUUACAUGCGAUUCCAGUGUCUGACCGGACGUACCAUUCAAUUGGAUUCACGGGUUUCUGUCGUUUCAAACAGCGCUCAGAAGAAGUCAUCGAAGAAGAAAAGACAACAAAAUAAUCACAAAAAUAAUAAUAAGAUUAACAAUAAAUCGACGGAAGUUUCCUUAUAA
This is a messenger RNA of Medioppia subpectinata, 492 nucleotides long. The record is from the annotation of a GenBank genome assembly. NCBI's taxonomy places the organism in Eukaryota, Metazoa, Arthropoda, Arachnida, Sarcoptiformes, Oppiidae.